AUGGAGAUUAGAGACACAGUCCGACUCUGUGAAGGUUUUGGAGCCUUUCGGUUGAAUAAAAAUAUUUGUCUUGUUUCUCCGCAGGCUUGCCAUGGAUGUGUGGGAUCCAAAUGUGACUGCAGUGGAGUGAAAGGAGCCAAAGGUGAACGGGGUUUCCCAGGUCUCACCGGACAGCCAGGGGUCCCAGGGUUCCCCGGACCCGAGGGGCCGAUCGGAGGAAGAGGAGAGAAGGGCAGCGACGGACCUCAAGGACCAGGCGGUCCAAAAGGAAUCAGAGGGCCUCCAGGAUUGCCUGGAUUUCCAGGAACACCAGGUCUUCCGGGUCUGCCGGGUCAGGACGGACCUCCGGGCCCGAGAGGCGUGGCAGGAUGCAACGGAACAAAGGGUGAACGGGGUUUCCCAGGAACUUCCGGGAUCCCAGGACAACAGGGUCUAAUGGGACCACCAGGUCUGCCAGGGUCAAAGGGAGAUCCAGGUGACGUGAUCUCCAGUAAUCGGUUUGGAGAUAAUGGAGCAGUGGGAUUACCUGGAGUACCAGGAGUUCCUGGCUCACCGGGGCCCCCUGGUUUACAAGGUCCACUCGGGCCCCCGGGACCCAGAGGUUAUGAGGGUCGUCCAGGUCCUCCCGGUCCUCCUGGACCCAAGGGAAACAUGGGUUUGAACUUCCAAGGACCCAAAGGAGAGAAGGGAGAACCAGGUUUGCAAGGACCCGCCGGUCCCCCAGGACAGGUGGGAGAACAGAAGAGGCCCCCGGAGACGGAGAUCCAGAGAGGAGACAAGGGCGACCCAGGACUUCCCGGCCCUCGGGGUGAUCCCGGUUAUCCAGGUUCUCCCGGCCCCUCAGGUGGACAGAAAGGAAGCAAGGGCGAACCAGGAGAGGCCGGCAAACGAGGUAAACCAGGCAAAGAUGGCGACCCCGGUCCUCCAGGAUACCCGGGAGGCAAAGGAGAGUCAGGCCUGCCAGGUCCUCCAGGCAGAGACGGAGAGAGAGGUUUCAAAGGAGAGCGUGGAUUCACAGGUCCACCUGGAGUGGUGAUUGGCGGGCAGACAGGAGGUAGGGUCGGUCCGAAAGGUGAGCCCGGAUACCCCGGAUCACCUGGACUCAAAGGAGAUCGAGGACCAGCAGGUUCAACGGGACCACCGGGACCACCAGGACGUCCAGCCGUCGGUGGCGGCGGUCAGCCUGGACCUCCCGGUUUCCCCGGAGAGAGAGGUCAGAAGGGAGACGGUGGUGCUCCAGGCCUCUCUUUACCAGGAGCCCCAGGACGAUCUGGAUCUCCUGGCAGCCCGGGACCACAGGGGCCCCCUGGACCUCCAGGCUUUUCCAGCAGCGCACAAAACUGCGUCGCCGGAGAACCCGGGCGCCCCGGUGUGCAGGGCGAGAGAGGUUACCCCGGAAAUUCGGGACAGAAAGGUGAGAAGGGCGAAACCUGCGUGAACUGCUUCAAUGACAUCAGCUCGAUCCCAGGAGAGAAAGGACUUCCUGGACCACCUGGAUUCCCAGGUAAUCCUGGCAACCCGGGUUUGAAAGGAGACAGAGGAUUUCCAGGGAAUCCCGGAAGUGCUGGACCCGCUGGUGCCCCCGGCCCUCAAGGUUCCGCAGGAUUCCCCGGAGAGAAAGGUGAUCCAGGUGAUGCCAUCACAGUCCCUGGUGGGCGGGGAGAGAAGGGUGACACUGGCUUCCCUGGACCCCCCGGUCUUCCCGGUCUGGACGGUCGACCUGGUCGUGAUGGACAACCUGGAUCCCCGGGGCCCAAAGGAUCUUCUGGCUCUCUGCUGGUAAAAGGAGAACGAGGACCCCCCGGUGAGCCGGGUUCUCCUGGUAAUCCAGGAGACAGGGGUCCGCCAGGUGGCCCCGGCUUUGGACCUCAAGGGCCUUCCGGAGAAAAGGGUAUCCAGGGCGUCUCUGGAAGACCUGGAGGUCCCGGUGCUCCUGGUGCUAAAGGUGAACCUGGCCUGACAGUGGCAGAGAAAGGUUUACCAGGACCCAGAGGACAGGAUGGAGAGCCUGGACGGCCUGGUCCACCAGGUGACGCAGGUCAGUUUGGACAGCCUGGUUUCCCUGGUUUACCCGGAGUGAAGGGUGAACCUGGCCUCCCUGGCAUCGGACUCCCUGGACCCCCAGGAUCUAAAGGAUUCCCAGGUAUCCCAGGUCAGCCAGGAUCUCCUGGAGGACCAGGCAGACCAGGAGUAGACGGACUCUCCGGCCAGCCUGGAAUUCCUGGAUCCAAGGGUGAACCUGGCUUCGGACUUCCCGGCCCACCUGGUUUACCUGGAGUACCCGGAUCUAAAGGUUUCCCCGGACCAAAGGGAGAUCCUGGUUUCUCUGGUGGCCCUGGUUCACCAGGAAGAUCUGGAUUUGAUGGCACCCCAGGAUCCAAAGGCGAGCCCGGUUUAUCUGGUGUCCCUGGAGCUCGUGGCCCACCGGGAUCCCCCUCCACUGGCUCAUUUGGGCUCCCAGGCUCCCCUGGAGCUCCAGGCCCGAUGGGACCACCAGGAUUCCCUGGAUCAAAUGGAGAGAAAGGUGACCCCGGUCCUCCAGGUCUAGAUAUCCCAGGUUUGCCAGGAGAUAGAGGAAAUCCCGGUUUCCCAGGUUCUACAGGACCAGCUGGAACCCCAGGACCUCCUGGAGGGCCUGGACGAGAUGGUCUGCCUGGAUUGCCAGGUCAGAAAGGUGACAUGGGUCCCAUGGGAUCCCCAGGACCCUCCGGAGGACCGGGAGGCCCAGGAGGACCUGGUGCUCCUGGACUUAAAGGUGAACCUGGGUUCUCAGGUCGAGAUGGUUCUCCUGGUGGUUCCGGCAUUAAAGGAGAAAGGGGUGACCCCGGUGUCGCAGGACCCCCAGGUCCUACCCUGACAGCAGCAGCCGUAAAGGGAACCAAAGGAGAUUCAGGACUUCCAGGUGGACCAGGUUUUCCAGGUCAGAAAGGUGUCAGCGGUCUCCCCGGAGACCCAGGACUUCCAGGAUCAGAUGGUCGCCCUGGACUCCCCGGACCACCAGGUCCAAAGGGCGAUGCUGGAUUCCCAGGAGGCCCGGGAGGACCUGGAGCUCCAGGACUAAAAGGCAGCAUGGGAGAAAUGGGAUUUCCUGGACCAGCAGGGCAGAAGGGUCUACCAGGUCUGUCUGGGCGACCAGGAACCUCAGGACAGCCAGGAGGACCGGGUUUCCCCGGAGCCAAAGGUGAACCAGGUUCUGCCGGAGUUGGGCCACCUGGACCACCUGGAUUCAAGGGUGAGCCAGGUCAGUCAGGGUUCCCAGGAAGUCCAGGACUCAAAGGAGCUCCAGGAUCACCUGGUCUCUCAGGUUUACCUGGAAGUCCAGGUACCAAAGGUGAUCCUGGCCUUCCCGGAUUCCAAGGUUCUCCUGGUAUCCCAGGUCCGAAGGGUCUUGACGGUGGUCCCGGCUCCCCAGGUCUCACCGGAUCACCAGGUAGACCAGGAGAGCCUGGCCGACCUGGAGCAUCAGGUUUUCCAGGAGAUAAGGGUCAGGCAGGUCGUGAUGGAAUCCCAGGACCGGCUGGAGUCAAGGGAGAGCCCGGGCUUCCUGGUCACGGAGCCCCUGGUGCCUCUGGGCUUCCAGGGUUUCCAGGUGCAAAGGGAGACCCAGGUCUUCCCGGUCCCUCUGGCAGCCCCGGUUUCCCCGGCUCUAAAGGAGAAGCUGGCUUCCCUGGUUCCCCUGGUCCUUCAGGAAACAGUGGCCCUCCUGGCCCUCCUGGACUGGCUGUGCAGGGCCCCAAAGGACUCCAAGGUCCCCCUGGACCUCCUGGACGAGCAGGUCCCUCAGGUCCUCCAGGUCCAGGCGGCCCGCAGGGUCCCCGCGGACCUGCAGGAAGUGGCGGCGUUAAGGGAGAGAAGGGUAUUCCCGGCGCUCCUGGCCAGCCCGGCUUCUCUGGACAGAAGGGAGAGUCUGGUGUUCCAGGAUUCCCGGGUACCUCUGGUGUUCCUGGCGGCUCUGGUAUAAAGGGAGACAUCGGUCUGCCUGGCGUUCCUGGAUUCCCGGGACCCAAGGGAGACCCAGGAAUUAGCGGUAGUAAUGGUCUUCCUGGAGAUCCUGGAGACAUUGGGCCUGUCGGCCCUCCUGGUGACCCUGGUUUAUCUCCGACUCCCAUCGUGGUGAAGGGAGAGCGAGGACCUCCUGGACCUCAGGGCCAGCAAGGUGGCCAGGGACUGCCUGGUUCUUCUGGACGUGAUGGGCUGCCAGGUCAACCUGGUAACCCUGGAGAUCCUGGUACCGAGGGCCCUCCCGGCUUCAGCGGCCCACCCGGCAGGAAAGGAGACACAGGACCCGCCGGUCAGCCUGGUCAGCGAGGUUACCCUGGUCCCCCUGGUUCAGACGGUCCACAGGGUCAGCCUGGUCUCCCAGGAACAGCCUCUGCGGCCCACGGCUUCCUCAUCACCCGACACAGCCAGGGUACGGAGGUGCCCUACUGUCCCGACGGAACAAGCAGCAUCUACGACGGUUACUCGCUGCUGUACGUGCAGGGCAACGAGAGGGCUCACGGGCAGGACCUUGGCACGGCUGGCAGCUGUCUCCGCAGGUUCAGCACCAUGCCCUUCAUGUUCUGCAACAUCAACAACGUCUGCAACUUCGCCUCCCGAAACGACUACUCCUACUGGCUGUCCACGCCCGAGCCCAUGCCCAUGUCCAUGGACCCGCUCAGAGGGGAGAGCAUCAAGCCUUUCAUCAGCAGGUGUUCAGUGUGUGAAGCUCCAGCCAUGGUGAUAGCAGUGCACAGUCAGACCAUCCAGAUUCCAUCGUGCCCAGGGAACUGGGAAGCUCUGUGGAUCGGAUACUCCUUCAUGAUGCACACCAGUGCAGGUGCAGAGGGCUCCGGUCAGGCCCUGGCCUCUCCCGGCUCCUGCCUGGAGGAGUUCCGCAGCGCUCCCUUCAUCGAGUGCCACGGCAGCGGCACCUGCAACUACUACGGCAACUCCUACUCCUUCUGGCUGGCCACUGUGGAACCCUCUGAGAUGUUCAGGAAGCCACAGUCGGAGACUCUCAAGGCGGGGAACCUACGGACGCGCGUCAGCCGUUGCGUGGUCUGCAUGAAGAGGACGUAACAGCACACGGCGAUGAGCCCACUGUUGCCGGGGUGGGGGUGGGGGGGCGCCCAGUCAUUAGCAAUAAAUGAUUGGAUGACGGGGGACAAGUAGCGGUAGGGGGGUGGUCACCAUGGCGACAUGAUGGAAUUCCAAUGGUGCAUUGUCUUCCGGAAAAAAAAAAAAACUACAACCUUCGACUUAAACAAUGGUGCUACUGUGCGACACAGCUUAAAAAAGAAAGAGAAAAAAAAAAGAAAAAACUGACGUAAAUAAUAAAUCUUACAUUCAGUCUCUGUUUUUCUUAAGAAGUACCUCAGAAUGAAAGCAGAAAAAUCUCCGCUACAUGGUGCCAUGAUGGAUGCGUGACAAGAAAAGUGCAUUUUUCUUUGUUCUCCCUUCUUUCCCUGAUCGUUCACUGUUUCCUUUGACUUUUCUAAAAAGAAAAAAAUAACUCUCGACGUUGGUGCAAGAAAAGAAAAAAAAUGUGAUACUGUUCAUCAGUUUCCAGACAGAAGUGCUUUUUUUUUUUUUUUGUUUAAUCGAUGAGGACUGGAUGGUUACCAAAUCGGCACUUUUUGACUUCGGAACAUCCAUGAUGAGAUGCACUGACGACCAGCUUUCCUUCGUGAGACUGACUGCCUCUUUUUUUUUUUUCUUCAUUCACGUUCUCUCUCUUUCUCUGUCGUCUUCCUGACGCAUUACGUUACAUUCGGUGGUACUAACCCUGCUAGGGCGCGCCUGCUAACCGUCAGCCUUCACCUUUCCUUCUCUUAACUUUUUUGUAAGUAUAAUAAAAUGUGUAUAUUGUGUAAAACACCUUUUGUUGUUAGCGUGUUAGGUCUUCAGUCAGUACCAGCUGUUUGUUAUGAAUUUUUCCAGGUUCUAUUUAGCGCACACACUCACGCAUUCACACACAAACACACAUGUUCGCACACUCCA
Messenger RNA from Paralichthys olivaceus (Japanese flounder), 5982 nucleotides. The record is from RefSeq and is a predicted model, not a curated record. NCBI's taxonomy places the organism in Eukaryota, Metazoa, Chordata, Actinopteri, Pleuronectiformes, Paralichthyidae.